Messenger RNA from Tetrahymena thermophila SB210, 1818 nucleotides. Its product is annotated as cyclin-dependent kinase-like Serine/Threonine kinase family protein. The record is from RefSeq and is a predicted model, not a curated record. Gene Ontology annotation, molecular function: MAP kinase activity; ATP binding. Gene Ontology annotation, cellular component: nucleus; cytoplasm. The transcript is spliced from 11 exons. NCBI's taxonomy places the organism in Eukaryota, Ciliophora, Oligohymenophorea, Hymenostomatida, Tetrahymenidae. Gene Ontology annotation, biological process: protein phosphorylation; intracellular signal transduction.
AUGAAUAAAUACGAAAUAUUAGGAGUCGUUGGAGAAGGUGCUUAUGGUGUAGUCCUCAAGUGUAGAAAUCGCGAAACAAACGAAAUUUUGGCUAUAAAAAAAUUUAAAGAAACUGAGGAUGAUGAAUUAGUUCGCAAAAAUAUAUAGAGAGAAGUAAAAAUGUUAAAAACUCUUAAGCACAAAAAUAUAGUAGGCCUUGUCGAAGCGUUCAAGCGCAAAGGAAGAAUAUACUUGGUCUUUGAGUAUGUUGAAAAAAAUUUAUUAGAAGUCCUUGAAGAAAAGCCUAGCGGAUUAGAUCCUGAAUUCAUUAGGAGAAUUAUAUAUUAGUUAUUGAAAGCUCUUGAUCACUGUCACAAACAUAAUAUUAUUCACAGAGAUAUUAAACCUGAGAAUUUAUUGGUAAAUAGUGAUGGAACUCUAAAAUUAUGUGACUUUGGUUUUGCUAGGCAUAUGCCACCAAAAUAAAAUGAAAUUUUAACAGAUUAUGUAGCUACAAGAUGGUACAGAUCUCCUGAAUUGCUAUUAAGUGAUCCUGGUUACAGCUUUCCUGUAGAUAAUUGGGCUAUUGCUUGUAUUAUGGGUGAAUUAAUAGAUGGAUAGCCUUUAUUCCCUGGUGAAAAUGAAAUUGACUAGCUAUAUUUGAUUUAAAAAUUAUUAGGACCACUUACACCAGACUAAAAGGAAAUGUUUAUAAAAAAUCCAAGGUAUGUAGGAUUAAAAUUUCCUGAGAUUCCCAAGCCUGAAACAAUCGAAAGGAGGUAUCUAGGAAAAUUAUCUAAAAAAGCUUUAACAUUUAUGAAGGGACUUCUGAAAAUGGAUCCAAGAGAAAGAAUGAAUGUCUAAGAAGCUAUGGCUCACCCAUUAUUUGAUGGCAUAAGAGAAUUAUAUGAUGAUGAUAAUGAUCACAAUAGUUAAUCACAGCACAAUAAAUCCAUAGAGAAAAACCAAGAAAACUAAAAUAUCCGUUCUUAUGGUUCUAAAAAUAAUAUUGAUGAGAAAAAGAAUGAAGAUCAAGAUGAGAGAGAUUCUUAAUUUGAGAAGAAAAGCCAAACCAUCCACCACGAAUAAAAUUAAAAAAACGGAAUAUAUGCUAAGCUCAACAAAGAAAAUAAUAAUUAAUCUUAAAAGAUACUUGGGAAGAACUAUUUUUCUUAAAACAAACUACCACCUCAAUAUUUACAAAACUCUAAGAUGAUGCAGAACACCGUUUAUAAUUACAAUAUUGAUAAAGAUGAUUCAUCCUUUACUGAAGCGAAUGGAAAUUCUAAAAGAAAUAGCAACUAGUUUGAAAACACUAAGAAUAGACUCUUGUAUGACAGCAUGAGCGUUUAAAAACCACCUAAAAUGGGUCCAGCUGGCUCUUCCCUCAAAAAAAAUCAAAUUGAUCCAAAGAGCAGUUAUAACUCAACUAUUGGAAUGAGCACAUUAGGGAUAUCAGGUGGCGCUUUGCCUACUAUUAAUAAUCACAAUAAAAAAUUUGCUACUAAUAAUGAAAAGGGAGGGUCACCUUCAUCUCAUCAUUCAAAGAUGUCAUUUGGUAGUACAUAAAAUUACAAUAAAAUGUAUUUCUAAUCACCAACAAAUUAAAUAAAUGUAAGCACAGGAGCUGCAGGAGCUAAUGGCAUGACGGCAUCAAAACUCCUAAAUGAUAUAAAUAUGCAAAAAAUACAAAACUUGAAUGUCAUUUAUAACACUAAUACAUAUAACUACAAUAAUGUUUAACCUGUGAACUAAGUAGGAAAUGCUUUUAUUAACUAAAAUUCUUAAUCUAAAAAGAGUUUUGGAACUGGAACAAUGUAUAAAAAGAAGAAUUAUUGA